This is a messenger RNA of Cladocopium goreaui, 2838 nucleotides long. Lineage: Eukaryota; Dinophyceae; Suessiales; Symbiodiniaceae. The record is from the annotation of a GenBank genome assembly.
CCUUGAUUCUUGAGCCAUGGCCGAGCUGAGUAGCUGAAGGGUCACUUUGGAAUGGUGGAUGACACAGCAAUCCCCAUCCAGAAGGACAUUGUUCCGACUUCCGAGACUGGAGGACGACAGCUAUGGAACAACGGCCGAUUCAAAGAAGCGUAUGAUGAGCUGGGACACUGCUUGGGUAGUGGUGGCAUGGGAACCGUUUGGGCUGCCCGUGUGAGCGAUGCAGCUUCCUCUUCAAGGUACAGAGGGCGUUGGGUCGCAGUGAAAGCCAUUCCAAUACUGCUUCCAGAAUCACAUGCUGGAUCAGCCCUUCACCAAGGUUUGCGGGAAUGCCUCUCCACAUUCCAAGAUUUGAGCUCAGCUCAUGUUGUUCGCUAUGAGACUUACUGGCUGGAGGAGCCAGAGCAUUUGCCUGAAGAGAUGCAGCAACUGCACCGGCCACCUGCAGCACACUUGAAGAAGGAGGUUCAGGAGGACUCUCCGUGGGUCUCUUCCCUGCGCUUCCGGGCCAGAGCUGGAAGUGGGAACGCAUUCAGGCGUACUCGCACCAGCGACGUGUAUCCAACUCCCCCGGGGCUGAGUGGAAGUUUCGGGUUUAUUUGGGACAUGGAGGGCGUUCACCCAGACAUCUCGCACCCUCCAACACCACCAAGUCGAGUGGUGUGGCAGGAUGCAAAGACGGCGCCCAAACAGGUUGUCUUGCUGAUCGAGAUGGAGCUUAUGGGACCAACACCAGAUGGAAGCGUGUCAGACGAGAGGCGAACAUUGACCCUCCGCUCCUGGUUGCAGAACGAGCAGCGAACGCUCUCGGAUGCAGCUGAUGUAUUUGGAUCACUCAUGCUGAGUGUUCGGCACAUUCACCGCAAACGCAUCGUACACAGUGAUUUAAAGCCAGACAACAUUUUCUGCGUGGCAGAGCGGUCCAAGGUCGUUGUUCGGAUCGGUGAUUUUGGGCUUGCUGGCGAAAACCAACUCUUCCGCCAGUUCGACCAGUUUUCCUCCAAGAUGACUACCAAAGCUGGAAUGGGUGGCACUCCUGGAUACACUGCUCCGGAGAUUCUUCUAUGCGUGCGAAAUGGGCAUGGAAAUGGGACUGCAUGCUCUGACAAAGUGGAUAUCUAUUCUUGUGCCGUGAUCCUGUUGGAGCUCUUGCUUCAGCCUUUCAGGACUCAUAUGGAGCGUAUAACUACCUUGGACAAGUUCAGUCAGGACAAGAUGGUGCCUGGAUAUGUGGCAACGCGACUACCCAAGACGCGUGGGCUAUUGCAAGAGAUGGCAGAAAGUGAUCCAGCAGCGAGGCUUUCAGCAGAAGAAGUCUGCAAGCGCUUCGAGAAGGAGGAGUUUGAGGAACGAAAUUUCUACAUAGCUAAUCAGCUUAGAGCUGAACGCGGGGUGAGGUUGUCACCAUUUGCACAAAACAGGGUGGUGAAGCUUGGAACAGGACAGGAGAGUGUGCCCUCGGUGAAGAUGGUUCCGGAGGUUCACAGGGGGGACGGGGUAGGGAGGGCGGGCUUGCAAACCUCUGCCAGCGAAGCUCUUUACAAGCAUCCCAAGGUGUGCUGUCUGUCUGAUGAAGGGCCUUGGCUUGGCUUCGGUGGCAGCUUCACGGAGGCAGCUACGGAGACCCUGCAAAAGCUCAGCCCUGAACGCAGGGAUCAGGUCCUAAAGGCAUGCUUUGACAAGGAGGAGGGACUUGCCUACAAUCUUGGCCGGGUGUCAAUUGGAUCCUGCGACUUUGGUUUGGGCAACUGGACUUGUGGAAACCUUGUCGAGGAAGAUAAGGAGCUCGCAGGAUUCAGCCUGGAGCACUACGAGGCCUCGAUUCUACCUACUGUCCAUGAUGCCACGAAGGUUGCAGGUCCUUUGCUGAUUGUUGCAAGUCCGUGGAGCCCUCCGUCUUGGAUGAAGACCAAAAAGGAGUUCAAUGGUGAUGGCCACCUUCGGCAAGACUGCUAUGGUGCGUGGGCGCAUCAUUUCGUUCGGUUCGUGCAGGAAAUGGAAAAAAAAUCUGUGCCAAUUUGGGCAGUUACUGUCCAAAAUGAGCCAGAGGCAGCCCAAAUAUGGGAAUCCUGCAUUUACACAGCUGAGGAGGAGCGCGACUUUGUCAGAGACUACUUGGGGCCAGCAUUUGAGGCAGCAGAGUUGAACAAAGUCAAAAUCAUCAUCUGGGAUCACAACCGCGACGGCAUGCUAGAGCGAGCUGCUGUGGCCUAUGCUGAUGAGAGUGCAGCCAAAUACAUUUGGGGCCUUGGCUACCACUGGUAUGGAGACGGACGAUUUGAGACUUGGCCGGAAAGCCAUGAAAUUGAAUUCGAGGACCGACAGCAUGAAGAUGAAACGAUCCAUGAAUUGAGAGCGAGGCUUGGGUUCGACAAUGUCCGUCGAGUAGCAGAGCUUCGGCCGGACAAGCACAUUAUUUUUACCGAAGGCUGCCAGGAGCUCUCCGGGCGCAGCUUGGAGCAGAUGCUUGAUGUUUGGAAGCUUGGUGAGAGGUACGGCAUGAACAUCAUUUCUGACAUGAACAAUGGUGUGGAAGGUUGGAUAGACUGGAACCUUUGCCUUGAUGAGAGAGGUGGCCCCAACCACGUCGGAAACUUCUGCUCAGCCCCCAUCAUUUGUGACACUCGAAAUGACACCAUUUUGAGGCAGCCGUCAUUUUGGUACUUGGGGCACUUUUCCCGCUACAUCAAACCUGGAGCAUGCAGAGCAGUUAGCAGUACCAGCAGGGAUGUUUUGGAGGUGACUUCUUGGGUAAAUGUUGAUGGCAGUCUGGCUGUUGUAGUGAUGAACCAAAGUGACGAUGACAUCGACUUCUGGCUUAAGGCUGGCAGGCUGCGUUGA